Molecule: messenger RNA, 594 nt
Organism: Parathielavia appendiculata
Lineage: Eukaryota; Fungi; Ascomycota; Sordariomycetes; Sordariales; Chaetomiaceae
Product: GatB/YqeY domain-containing protein
Exons: 1
Coding region: 1-594 (197 amino acids)
Cellular component (GO): mitochondrion
Molecular function (GO): carbon-nitrogen ligase activity, with glutamine as amido-N-donor
Source: RefSeq, a predicted model, not a curated record
AUGGCGAGCAAACUUAACCCUUUCCUCCUCCGCACCCUCUGCCGGCCGAGCCCGCGACAAAGCACGUCCUUGCGCGUGUCCCUCGCGGCCUACUCAACCGACGCCCCGCCCCCUCCGCCGCUUCUCGCCAAGCUCAAGGAUGACCUCAAAACGGCGAUGAGGGCAAAAGAUGCGAACCGCCUCGCAGUUCUCCGGUCCAUACUGGCUGAGACCCUCAAUCGCAGCAAAACAGAAAAGCCCGUCACGACAGACGUGCAGCUCGUCCACCUCCUCCACAAGUCGGCGCACAAAUCGCAAGAAGCUGCCGCCGAGGCACGGGCCGCCGGACGGGAAGAUCUGGCCGAGAAGGAGGAGGCGCAGCAGCGGAUUCUUGAGGAGUAUGCUGCCAACAGCGGCCUCAAGGAGAUUGGGGAGGCCGAGCUGAGACAAAUCGUGGAAAGCGAGAAAGCCAGGCUCGUUGCUGAGGGCGUUCCAAAGAAGGCCUUGAUGGGACAGAUGAUCAGGAGCAUUCUUGGGCCAGGCGGGCCGCUGAACAACGCCAUUGUGCCAAAGGACGUGAUUAAGAUCAUCCAAGAGAGUUGCAAAGGCCAGUAG